Messenger RNA from Vigna umbellata (rice bean), 2887 nucleotides. RefSeq lists its product as uncharacterized. NCBI's taxonomy places the organism in Eukaryota, Viridiplantae, Streptophyta, Magnoliopsida, Fabales, Fabaceae. The record is from RefSeq and is a predicted model, not a curated record.
UAUAAAGAUUUCACGCGCGUGGAAUCAUCGUGAUAAUAAAUACGUUGACCGUAUAAGCAUACGGCACGAUAUACACCUCUCUCGUAUAUGUAUUUGUAUUAUCACUGUGUUCGUUCGUCCUUUUUCUCAGCAAAAUCUUUGAAACAGUGAAACUCUCUAUCUUCAUCACUCUCUCUCUUCUGUACUUUCCUCGUGUGCUCUCUCUCUCAUACAAACAUUUCACGAACUUCAUUACUUCAACAACACACAGAUUCUAUCUCUCUCUCUCACACUGUUUUCAUUUUCUCUUUUUGGAGCAGUCAUUGUUUCAUUUUCGCAAGGCGGCGAGUAUUAGCAUAUAUUUAGUAGGUAACUCUGAUGGCUGAGACUCGCCGGCGACGAUGAAGUAUUCCGGCAAGGCGACUUUCCCGGCGGGCAUUUCUUCGAGGGGCGUGAGCAACCCUUCGCCGGACUGGGAUCUUGAACCGGCGCGACCUUUCCAGCGGCGGAAACCGAGAACUCCGGGGACACGGUUGAGGAGACACGGUGGAAAACGGAGCAGACCUGAAACCCCUCUGUUGAAGUGGAAGAUCCAUGAGGAUCCACUCGAAGAGGACCAGAAGUCUUCUUUGUCGGGGUCUCGUCGGAGAACGUGCCGGAGCGCCAAAAAGCAAACGGAGGUUUCCGUGUCGGCGCGGAGACUAGCCGCCGGGCUUUGGCGGUUGCAUCUGCCGGAGACUGUCUCGGGUGAUGGCCGGAAGGGGUUGGAACAUAAGCAUGGAAAUGUCCACGCAAGGCACCGGUUCCUUGGUCAUCCAAAUGGCAUGAUCCAUGAAUUCGAUCUGAAGAAGAAUCCAUUGCAAAGUCCCCGUUCCAUAUUUAGGGCAAAGAAUGGACACUUCUGUGAGCCUGAACCUUUCCAGUUUUCCAACACUGAAAGGGAGGGUGCAACAAAAUGGGAUCCUCUAUGUUUAAAAACGUCAGAUGAAGAGGCACAUCAUAUCUACAGACACAUGAAACUUCUUGACCAAAAGGCAAGUGCAGUAUCUAUGGUAUCUGCCCUCGGAGCUGAACUAGAGCAGGCUCGGGCACGAAUUCAGGAGCUUGAGACUGAGCAUCGAUCCUCCAAAAAGAAGCUUGAACAUUUCCUGAAGAAUGUCAGUGAGGAAAGGGCGCAAUGGAGGAGCAGAGAGCAUGAGAAAAUCCAUGCAUACAUCGAUGACAUUAAAUCAGAGUUGAGUAGAGAAAGAAAAAAUCGCCAGCGGAUUGAAAUUGUCAAUUCAAGGUUGGUAAAUGAGUUGGCCGAUGCCAAACUCUCUGCAAAGCGCUACAUGCAAGAUUAUGACAAGGAAAGGAAGGCCAGAGAAUUGAUUGAGGAAGUAUGUGAUGAGCUUGCCAAGGAAAUUGGAGAAGACAAGGCUGAAGUUGAAGCAUUGAAGAGGGAAUCUAUGAAACAUAGGGAAGAAGUGGAAGAAGAGAGGAAGAUGUUACAGAUGGCGGAAGUAUGGCGUGAAGAACGUGUUCAAAUGAAGUUGAUAGAUGCAAAAGUUGCUCUUGAAGAGAAGUAUUCACAGAUGAAUAAACUUGUUUCAGAUUUGGAAAGUUUUAUCAAAUCAAGAAGUGCAGAUCCGAUAACAACAGAGCUGAGAGAGGCACAGUCUCUUCAGCAGGCUGCAGCUGCGAUGAACAUUCAAGACAUCAAGGGAUUUUCAUACGAACCCCCAAACUCUGAUGACAUUUUUGCUAUUUUUGAAGAAGCAAAUUUUGGUGAAACAAAUGAGAGGGAGAUUGAACCACGUGCUUCUCACAGUUCUACUAGUCAUGCCUCGAAUAUUCACAUUGUGAGUCCUGAAGCCAAUGCAAUAACUAAGGAUGGCAUUCAGAGGCGUUCUGAUGUAUUUGUGGAUGAUAACGGGGAUCUAGAUGGAGAUGAAAGUGGAUGGGAAACUGUGAGCCAUGUUGACGAUCAAGGCUCGAGUUAUUCACCAGAAGGGAGUACCCUAUCUUUGAACAGGAAUCAUCGAGAGAGUAAUGUCUCAGGGAGAAGUGUACUUGAAUGGGAAGAAACUGCUGGUGAGGAGACACCAAUAACUGAAAUAAGUGAAGUGUGCUCUAUACCUACUAAGCAGUCAAAGAAGGUAUCAUCCAUAACAAAGCUUUGGAGGUCAUACCCAAACAACGGGGAUAAUUACAAGAUAAUCUCUCUAGAGGAAAUGAAUGGAAAGCUUUCAAAUGGAAGGUUAUCUAAUGGGGUCAUAAUGUCCCCUGAUCAUGGAUCAGGUAAAGGUGGAUUGAGCCCCCAAGACCUUCUAUACCAGUUGAGUCCUGAGUCGGGAAGUCCACAUGCACAUAAAGGUGGUAUGAAAGGAUGCAUUCCUCGCGGUGCACAGAAGAAUAGUUUGAAAGCCAGACUUUUGGAGGCUAGAAUGGAAAGCCAGAAGGUUCAGUUGCGCCAUGUUCUUAAACAGAAGAUUUAGUUAAGGGCAUCGGCAUUGCACAGAUUGGCAACCUGGAUAACUGAUAAAUGAUUGUGAAGGUACAUAUAUAUGCUGCUCACGGAAAAUCUGCUCAAAAGUGCUGAGGGGUCAUGAAUAGUUGCAAUUUUCUGCCUCGUAUUAGUUCUUAUUUCAGUUCUUCAUCAUUCAUAUUAAGCUUUAAGCAGAUACCCUUUUCACCCUCUUGUACCAAAUGCCUCAUACCCUGAGAUAUCUGGGCAAAACCUUCACUCUGUAAUAUGGGAUUACUAGCCUUACUUCUUUAGGUAGGGUCUUGAGAAAAAUUAUGAGAAACAUGUAAGCUUGUUUUGUACUUGUAUCAAUUCUAGUCAGAGGACAAAUGUGAAGGGAAAAAACAUUGUCAUAAAGUAUAGAUGAUAGUAUUAUUUACUUCAGAUUUUUAUUUUCUAUCA